AUGAAUGGCAAAGACCGACCUCGUGGACCUCCGUCAGGGCCACUAGCACAUCGUGGCGAUAUGCCGCCGGGUAACUCUGGCUCGAGUCCCAUGUCGAGAGGAGAUGCCUUCGAGGACGAAAAGAAGCGCAUCAUUCAUAGUUGUUUCGCGAAGAAGGAUGAAGAAGGCCAACUGCUCGAGUCUUAUAUAACGCACGUCCGUAUCACCGAGGAUUCAGCGCAUCCAUCCAGCCCUUCCCCGCCAAACGGCCCACUAGAGAACAAAAAGCCCCGUGUCAUCAUCAUCUCAGUCAGGAAAUCAGGCAGAGUCCGCGUGCACAAAGCUCGAGAGAAUGCAGACGGCUCAUUCUCCAUUGGCAAGACCUGGAUGCUUGACGACCUAUCCGCAAUCCAAUCCUUCGCGAGUUUUGUGCCGAAAACACCAGGGGAACAGCAACAGAAGGAAUGGGCGAGCAAUGUUGGAUUUACGGUCACGAUUGGAAAACCUUACUACUGGCAUGCCAGAACUCCCAAGGAGAGGGACUUUUUCAUUGGCAGCCUGGUCAAGAUCUAUCGAAAAUACACCAAUGGGAAGGUUCCCAACCUCAUCGGGUUUGAUGAUAGAGAGCGACAAAUGCUCGCAAGAUAUGGGCAGCCAGGUCAACACGGCGGUCCCGUAAGUGGACCACCAUCCAGAGGACCUGGCCCAAUGCACCCAUCAUCGGACAGUGCAGUACCUACUUCGCUCCAGCCGUCCUACAGAGGGCCCGAUGCCAGCCGCGAUGGGCCCCGGGGUGAGAAGAAAAUAGAUCCCACUCUCCGCAGCCAAAAGAGUCGCGAGCAAUUGCCUCGACCAUCAACGGGCUCUCGGCCAUCUACAGGCCAAGGCAGACCGGCACCGUCUCCUUUUGACCUGCAUAAAUCUCCUGCAUCGGUCACUGCCGGGACACCUGGGGAGCACCAGCUGCCGCCACGUGCCGCUGAGCGCAUGGCAGCGAACACGAAACCUCCAAAUUCAGCACCAGAGCCAAAGGCAACACAAUCGACUCCUAAUUUGACUUCUUCGGCACAAGCUGGCAGUCAUUCCGGUAUUCCUGAGUCACUUCGCCCAUCUUCUGGUCGCAGCCAAGACCGAGGUCCUAUGCCCCCACCUCUUGCUCCUCAACCAGUCUUGAACAAAGCGCCAGAGGCACUACGUCCUUCCACCGCUACUUCCUUCCAUAAUGACACUCGGGAUGCUGCUCAACGCUCGACCCCCAGCUUUGGUCCAAAGUCGCCACAACGUGAUGGUGGUGAAAAACAGGCUCCAUCCAGCCAGCAGACACUGCCUCAAGAAAGAAGUGCACCGGACAACCUGUCGGCUGGAGGUCCCGCACAGACCCGAGAACCUUCUUCGUUCCCGGCGAUCGAGGGGCUGGCUUCAGAGCCUGCCGCUAUGAUGGCUGCGAAUAUGGCUCCAGAAGAGCCUGCUCAGCCUACUUCGGAAAAGACCCCCACUGAAACUGCUCCUGUCGCGGACUCGCCAUCCCAACCUACUUCGGCGCAUGCGGAAGAAACAGCAGAUUCUGCUGCGCAUCGGCCGGGUCUGGGCCCCAUGGUCAAGAAAAAGGAUGGUAAGGAUAUUGCAGGCGCUUGGAGAAAGGCCGCAAACGCCUAUGGUGCCUUUAAGCCAAGGGCUGGUGGAGCCGGUGAGCGACUGCUGGCAGCCGCGAAGAAAUCACAGGCUGAUACCACGGGACCCGAUGGCAUCACCAGCGUUGUCCCGGCACCAUCCCUUACUCGGUCAGCUACCGACCCCCCACACAGUCCAUUGGCUACAAAAUCGGAACAAGAUCUCCAACUCCCUGCACCCGCUGCAGGACCGGGAGCACCGACAUUCGAAGUUACGGAGCCAGCUGCGGAGCAGACUGCAGCAGUUCCUGUUGAAUCUCCUCAGAUCUCUCGGGAAAACCUCACUGAUGUGGUCGUAAAGGUCGAAGAUCGUUCAAGAACGCCAUCUCCGGCAGCCCAAGGACGUCGCCGCAGACGCCGUGAAGACCAUACUGUGAAAUAUUGCCAAGCCCUCGGGAUUGAUCCUAGACUUCUCGACGGAAGGGGUCUCGAUUUCGAUGACAUCCUCUCGGAUCUGGGCUGGAACGGACGAUUGGCUGAUGAACAGAAAAUUGAGGACCUGGAGGCAGACAUUCGCCGUGAAAUUGGCCGCGUAGAAGCGACCAGCUGGCUUGGCAACCUAGAACAGCAGGAAGGAAAGGUAGAACAAUUGGCCAGUUUGAUCGAUAAGACGAUUGAAGAGUGCGACGAGCUUGAUGGUCUUCUUACUCUUUACUCUCAUGAACUCAAUACUCUUCACGAAGAUGUUGCCUAUAUUGAGGCUCAAGGCCAGGGUCUCCAGGUGCAAACAGCAAAUCAGAAGCUUCUGCAAAAUGAACUUCAAACUCUACUGAAGACGCUUUCAAUAUCUUCAGCUGAACUUGGACCUCUCAAAGAGGCCUCCUUGAGUAAUCCUGAAGGGCUGAAAGACACCGAAGGCGCGCUGUCAACAUUGUACAAAGCUAUGCUCACGAUUGACUCCGACAUUGGACAAAACAAGAGGCGUCAAGUCGAUGCCAGUGUCGGUGUCUACGCCGAUACCGAGAUCGGCCAGAUGCGUGCCAUCAAGGAAAAGAAGGAAGAGUAUCGCUCUACAGCAAUCAUGUUCCUGAACCGGCUGCGGCAGUUUAUGGCUGUUGCUUUCAAGCAGGCAGAACAAAAACGGGCUGAGUCAACGACGGGUGUCAAAGAUUCCAUGAAACUAGACAGUGCAGCACGAGGGCACUUCCGUCAAGAGAUCUGGCGGUAUAAUCCCCUGAUGCUGUUUGCGAAAGAGGUUAGCAUGGCAGAGUGGCACAGUCUUGUCGGUCUUUAUGAGCAGCAGUCGAAGCCCUCGUACCAAAACGACUUCCGCGAUAAUAAUUUAGCCUGGAAGAAAACAGCGCGCAAACCAACUGGAGAUGAGCAGGAACUCCUCUUUACCCACCAGGAGAAGGAGAAGGAAGCCGAGGGUAUCACCAUGGCUGCACGGAAAUUGACCGUGCGGCGAGGCAAGACUGUGCGGGCUGCUGCUGGGUUCCGACUGGCUUCCGGCGGUAAGAAGGAAGGAAAAACAGAGCCAAGUGAGGCAUUCGCUGGCACGUUGCGAGAGACAUUGAACAUGAUGGCGCAAGAGCAGAACUUCAUUGUGCAAUUCUUCCACCUCAACUCCCUUGCCAGUGCCGACUUUUCGGAUCUAGUGGCUUCAACCAUUCCUGAAAACCGCUCCUGUCCCGAUGUGUCUGCCAACCAGUCGCAUGAUCCUGAUCGGGCAAUGGCAAAGAGAGUUGAGCAGAUCAUGGAUGAGGUCUACUCGUUCUGGCCGAAUGACAUGCAGAACCUGGUGGAUUGGGCGAUGCAGGCCGAUCCACUGCAAGGAAUCGGUAUUCUCCAUUCCUUGGAGACUGCCAUGAAUGACUUUGAUGAUACCAACCAAGAGUUUAUUCUCCAUGCUCUACAGAAAAUGCAUUCUCGCCUGAUGGGCUUGUUCAACCGAUUUGUGGACGAACAAAUCAGAGGCAUUGAGGACACCAAGGUCAAGGUGAACAAGCGAAAGGGAGUAAUCUCCUUCAUGCGGGUCUUCCCCAACUUCUCCAAUGCCGUGGAAAGCCUGCUAUCAUCCCCCUCCGACUCAGUCUGUGACAUUCGCGUUAGCGUCGAUGAGGCAUAUGACCGCAUCAACCGGGCAAUGUGGGAGUCACUCAAGUUCAUUGCCAAGGAAGCCCCCGGCCAACCCCCGGGCGUCGCUGCAGGUGCGGGCGAUCCGGAAGACAAGGAGAUCCUUAACUAUCAUAUCCUCCUUAUCGAGAACAUGAACCACUACAUCGAAGAAGUGGACGUGCACAACAUCCCCGCUCUCGCGCGUUGGGUCGACCGGGCCCACCAAGAUUUCCAGGAGCACAUGAAGCUCUAUCUGGAUGCAGUCAUCCACCGCCCCUUGGGCAAACUGAUUGAUUUCGUCCAAUCAAUUGAUAACCUCCUCGCUGCGGGCGGCAAUCCGACCGACAUUGGAUCACGUGCUAGCCACUCCCGUAUCGUCGCUAAGAAGGUCCUCUCCUCCUACGACAACAAGGAAAUCCGCCGUGGCAUUGAAAUGCUCAAAAAGCGUGUUGAGAAGCACUUUGGUGAUGCCGAUGACCCUGGUCUUAGUCGUAGCCUUGUCGUCAAGGUACUUCGAGAGUGUGAGAAUCGUUAUGAGGAUACGUAUGACCGUACCCGGCGCAUUAUCGACGAUGUCUACGAGGGCCAAUUGGAUAUGGACUGGCGCAAGGAAGAGACCCUUAGCAUGUUCCGGAAAUGA
This is a messenger RNA of Penicillium bovifimosum, 4347 nucleotides long. Its product is annotated as GTP-Rho binding exocyst subunit SEC3. Gene Ontology annotation, molecular function: phosphatidylinositol-4,5-bisphosphate binding. Gene Ontology annotation, cellular component: plasma membrane; exocyst. NCBI's taxonomy places the organism in Eukaryota, Fungi, Ascomycota, Eurotiomycetes, Eurotiales, Aspergillaceae. The record is from RefSeq and is a predicted model, not a curated record. Gene Ontology annotation, biological process: exocytosis; Golgi to plasma membrane transport. The coding region runs from base 1 to 4347 and encodes 1448 amino acids. The transcript is spliced from 3 exons.